Molecule: messenger RNA, 1564 nt
Organism: Oryza brachyantha (malo sina)
Lineage: Eukaryota; Viridiplantae; Streptophyta; Magnoliopsida; Poales; Poaceae
Product: protein RGF1 INDUCIBLE TRANSCRIPTION FACTOR 1-like
Exons: 3
Coding region: 240-977 (245 amino acids)
Source: RefSeq, a predicted model, not a curated record
AGAAAGAAAGAGAGAGAAGAAGACGACGACGACGACGACGACUCAUCCGCUUCUCCUUCUUCUUCUUCUCCCGAGCCGCCUCUGCCUUGCUUCUCUGUCCAUAAAAGCACCGAGUCCACCCACCCCUCCCGUCUCCUCCUCUGUUUCUUCUUCUUCUUCCAUUCCAUCCUCCUCCCACCUUGCCUAGUUGCACUAGCAGGAGGGGGGACUGACUGACUGAUUGGUUGAUUGAUCAAUCGAUGGCCAUCGACCACGAAUCGCCGUUCAAGGAGCUCCGACUCAAGAACAGGAGGAUCAUGGGAGGAGGAGGCCCUGAGCCGGAGGACGACGAGGCGGCGGCGGCGGUGGCGCACGGGGAGCAGUGGCCGCGGUGGCUGCGCCCGCUGCUCUCGGCCCGCUUCUUCGCGCAUUGCAAGGUGCACGCCGACUCGCACCGGAGCGGCGAGUGCAACAUGUUCUGCCUCGACUGCGCCGCCGACGCCGACGCCGGCACCGCCGCGCUCUGUUCCCUCUGCCUCGCCGACAGCCACCGCGACCACCACACCAUCCAGAUCCGGCGGUCGUCGUACCACGACGUGAUCCGGGUGUUGGACAUCCAGAAGUUCAUGGACAUCGGCGGCGUGCAGACGUACGUCAUCAACAGCGCGCGCGUCGUCUUCCUCAACGAGCGGCCGCAGCAGAAGCCCGGCAAGGGCAGCGUCGCCAACAUCUGCGAGGUGUGCAGCCGCAGCCUCCUCGACAACUUCCGCUUCUGCUCGCUCGGCUGCAAGGUCGUCGGCUGCUCCCCCGACGGCAAGAAGCUCACCAGGAGGAAGCGCCUUCGCCGCGCCAUGGGCUCCACCUCCGACUCCGACGGCUCCACCACCCCGGCCAAGCGGAGCUUCACGCCGUCCACCCCACCGCCGCCGCCGACCAUGCCAGCGAAGCGCCGCAAGGGCAUUCCGCACCGGGCGCCGUUCGGCAGCCUCAUCAUCUGAGCACCCGCCAUUAUUCCCAAGAAUCUGCAACACCCAACGCGUGCAGAAUUGCAGAGUGAAUGGGAAUUGCAUUGCAAAGCGGCCGCCACUUCGGCGUCUGCCUGCCUUUGCCUUUGCCAUUGGCAUUGCCAUUUGCCUUUUGGUGGUGCUUCUCGAGGUGGAUGCCAUUAGCUUUUGCAAAGAAAGGAGGAUUGGAGGAAGAAGAAAGGGUACAAAGGCACUAGCUUUUCCAUCGCUAAUUGCUCCAUUACUACUAGGACAGAUUAAAAAUUAAAAUACAGACAGAAUAUGUAUACAUCUUUAAAUUAGUGACCCUCUUUUGUUCAAGUUCUUCUUUAUAGUCUUUUCAUUCUGAGAUGUUUCAAUUUAGUUGUCUUUGAGAAAGUUUGAGUAGAUUUGUAGGUAAAACUAAUACUAGCGGAUUAGCAGUGAUAAUAAGUACUGGUAGCUACCUGGUGGUGUUCUAAGUUUUGUGAUGGCUGCUAACUAAUACUGGUGGUUGCUAUUGCUUACUAGUGGUGCUUUGUUUCAGUUCAUCUGUAAAUAUGGGAUGGUCCAAGAGGGCAUGAAAGAUCUUUGCUUGAAAA